UGUUUAUUAGUAAUCAUGUCAUUCUCAUUUCUUCACAUAUUCAACAUUCUUCACCUUGGAUUCUACUAUUAUAGCACACAUUUUUGGGGUCCAGUUGCUAACUGGGGUUUGCCAUUAGCUGCAAUAGCAGAUCUCAAGAAGAAUCCUGAAAUUAUAAGUGGAAAGAUGACCCUAGCUCUGUCCAUUUACUCUUGCUUGUUCAUGCGUUUUGCUUGGAAGGUUAUACCACGUAAUCUACUUCUGCUGUCUUGCCACAUGACAAACGAAGUAGCGCAGUUAACUCAGGGAGCCAGGUUUAUAAAUUAUCAUCAUCUGAUGUCUGAUGAGCAGAGAGAGCAAUAUCGUGCCACUUUUAUAGCAGAAGAGUUGAGCAAGAAGGCUCAAACAAGCUUGACAUCCAAGACUUCCCUACACCCACCUCCUUACACCGAGGCUGAGAUCCUUGAGGAGAUUGAAGAACAAGAAAAGUAUCUCCGAAUGAUGCAAGAUGCUGCGAAUGUAAAGAAAUAAUUUCGACUUUUUUCACUAGCAUUAAUCAGGUUGUAGAUGUACAUGGCCUGUGCCAUAAUUGGAGUUGGCCAGUUAUCAUGGUGGUCAAAUUAGAUUUCCUGAAGUAUAGGACAUUUAUCACAAGUGUUGCCUUGAUUAUGAUGUAUUGAUUUUUUAAAAAUACGUUUGAAAUACUUUAUAUUAUAUUUUGUUUUCACAAUGUUGCCAUUCUGUUUUUUUUACAAAUAUUUAUCACAUUUCUUGUAUAGAUUGAAAGUUGUGACCUUAUUUAUUUUUCCCUAAAAUAGUUUAUAACUUAUUAAUUGUUGACAAAUUCUAAUGACUUCAGAUUGCUGUUGAGAGUAAAAUCAAAGGUUAACUUUAACUCAUAUUUGAAAUUUGUUUCCACUAGUAUAAUUAAUAUGUUUUAGCAAAAAAUGUUGAAGUUUAAAUUAUUAGUUAAAAAAAAUGUUUUAGAAAUAAAUUUCUAUAAUUAUUUUGAAAACUUUUUUUGCAAUAGCUUUAUGUUUAUAUUGAAACAGUCCUUAAAAUGACCAUUGUUAGGUUUGCUGUGUCCAAAUAAAUAUAUGUAUAUAUAUAUAUAUAAAUAUAAUUUAUUCAUAGAAUUAUUUUUCGUGGUGUGAUUUAGUUUUUUAUGCAGCUUUUGGCCAAUAUUAUUUUCAUUUAUGGUUGUUGUCGUCAACUUUGCUAGGAACUAUUUCUUUCCCUUGUCAGCCCAUCGUCUGUGUCUAGAGCUGACAUUUAAAUGAACACUUAAGUUUUGUUGAAAUUAUCUUUUUUAGUAGUAGACGAAGUUCCAUGCUCAAAUAUUUUGUUUGUUAACUUCAUACAAAAUUCACUUGUAUUGGGUUUCAAACAUCUGUGAUGUAUUUAGUCAGGUUAAACCAAGGUUUGAAUUUUGAACGUUGUCAUGAAAUACAAGAAUUAGUUUCUUAAGAGUGUGCUACUGUUUCUAGCAGCCAACAUAAUUCUCAUACUUUUGUGCCAGAGAAAUGACUUUAAUCAACAAUUGCAAUACCCUAGAAAUGUGAAUGUUUACUACACGCUGUGUCCCAUCUUUGUCUCCAGCUCGUAAAUGUCCAUGAUACUUAACUCUUUCUCUCCUAACUGACGAUUCCUACGUUGAUUCCACCAGAAUGUGGUGAAUAAUUACGAAGAGAAAGAGUUAAAGUAGUUUUAUGACCUUGGUCAUGCAAAUAGUCUAUCUGCAGUGUGGAAUGUUUAAAAAAAAAAAAAGAAAAUUUGACUGUGCAGCACAUUGUGUUUUUGCCACCCAAUUACUGAACUUACUGGCUGUCAACCAAUAUGUGUGUAUAUACAAGCGUGGUGCAAUGAUAGUUACGUGUAGAAAGUUAAUUGGGUUAUGUUAGCACUUAGUAUGAUACUAACCUACUCCAGACAUUUUUCUUUUGUACAAUGCACAAUAACUUUUUGCUAGUCUUCUGUAAAAAAUUCCUUAUAUUUUUUUUUUUCAAAUUAUAACAGACCAAUUCAGUAACUUUGCUGUAAUUGAAUUGUUGCUUGAGAGUUGUUUCUGUGUUUUUGUCACUGCACUCUAUAAUACUCUGUGUAUAAUUAAAUUGAAAUCAAAGAACUGUU
Biomphalaria glabrata is the source of this 2109-nucleotide messenger RNA. RefSeq names its product mitochondrial pyruvate carrier 1-like. Lineage: Eukaryota; Metazoa; Mollusca; Gastropoda; Planorbidae. The coding region runs from base 16 to 510 and encodes 164 amino acids. Gene Ontology annotation, cellular component: mitochondrial inner membrane. The transcript has 5 exons. Gene Ontology annotation, biological process: pyruvate import into mitochondria. The record is from RefSeq and is a predicted model, not a curated record.